AUGACUAAUACGAAUACUAAUAGUGAACAACAAACAUCAUCAUCUUCAAAUCGACAUGUUUCCCUAGCUAAUAUAGCAUCAGCAUUUAUAACCGAACGAAAAUCAUCAUCUCGUCGUCAGAGCGGUCGUCGUAAAAAACGUUUAACUGUCAAAAGUCGACGACAAUCAAAUCAUUUAGAACGUUGUGAUGGAUCGAUUGGAUCAGCUGAAGCUGCUGUACCAUUUGGAACAACAUCCACUAUUUGCACAACAAUACCGACUGUACAUUGUGCUCGGACUAUAUGUGUGACAAAAAAGAAAAAGUUUAUUCGAAAGAAUGAACAUCAGAAUAUUGUUAAUCAAAGUGUUGAGCAAUUAAUGUCAAAAAUAGAUAGAGAGAAGAAGAAAUGA
This is a messenger RNA of Didymodactylos carnosus, 390 nucleotides long. The record is from the annotation of a GenBank genome assembly. Lineage: Eukaryota; Metazoa; Rotifera; Eurotatoria; Philodinida; Philodinidae.